This is a messenger RNA of Sycon ciliatum, 577 nucleotides long. RefSeq lists its product as uncharacterized. The transcript has 5 exons. NCBI's taxonomy places the organism in Eukaryota, Metazoa, Porifera, Calcarea, Leucosolenida, Sycettidae. The record is from RefSeq and is a predicted model, not a curated record. Bases 212 to 577 code for a protein of 121 amino acids.
CCAGUACGUGUUUGAGGAAUAGUCUGAAAAAAUGCGCUCUUGUUUUGUGAUUUGGCUACGGCCAUAGGGUGACUUUCAUAACACCGUUAUCAUUAGUUCCUAGUGUUUGUUCAAGGACCACGGGUGGGGAAGAGUAGAGUCGCUACCGAGCCUAGCACAGGCUAGUGCGAGAAGACGUUUGUGCUUUCCUCGUCACUCGCUCGCACACGAUAUGGCCGAAGGAAAAUGGCCUCCACUACCUCUUCAAAAGCCCAGAAAACUUGGCGAGCGGCCGAAAAAGGUUGCAGAAAAGCCGAAAGCGGAUGAGACGGACGAAUUGAACCUGGCACCGCUACUGGAUGAUAUGUCACUGGAGGAACGUAUGAAGACUAGGGACAUACGCAUACAGCAAUAUGUUGCGUUCAAGAAGAAGCAGAAGAGAAAGAAUCCACCAGUUGGAGGGAAACCGCGGCUGGGUCUGUAUCCAGAAACAUUCGGCAUCCCAAACUUUACUCUUCUUCCCCCUAACGACAACAUUGAUACAGGUGGCAGAGAAAAAAUCCGGGUAGGACCCCGACUAAAGUUGAACGAGGACUGA